AUCAAAAUGAUUCAUUUGAAAAUAACUGAUGAUGAGCAGCAGCAGCUAGAGGAGCAUACAUCCCAACAGUACCAGCAGCAAGUGGAUGUAGCCAUUGUCAAGGUCAUGAAGUCAAAACAAGUUGUCAGUGAAGAUGUAUUAGUCUCAGCAGUACAGAGCCAGCUAACGUUUCCUGUUGAGCCAGAAAAUAUAAAGAAGAGGAUAGAAGUCCUUAUAGACCUUAAUUACUUGGAAUGUAGCAAAGAGAAACCCAACAGCUAUUGCUACAUCACAUGAGUUAUGCAGAAUCGCUGCCUACGAUAUUGAUUUAAUGGCUUUAAUGAGUUACCGAAGGGGAGCACAUAACAUGCGUCUAUAAAUAAAAUAAAAGUGUAUAUUGAUAUACUGUGUACGCAAACAAAUACAUAUAUGCUAUAUAUGGCUGUUUAUCUAUUGUGUAUUGUAUAUUUAUUUCGUGAAUUUAUAAACUCGA
Molecule: messenger RNA, 472 nt
Organism: Penaeus vannamei (Pacific white shrimp)
Lineage: Eukaryota; Metazoa; Arthropoda; Malacostraca; Decapoda; Penaeidae
Source: RefSeq, a predicted model, not a curated record